This is a messenger RNA of Crotalus tigris (Tiger rattlesnake), 5816 nucleotides long. RefSeq names its product diacylglycerol kinase kappa (gene DGKK). Lineage: Eukaryota; Metazoa; Chordata; Lepidosauria; Squamata; Viperidae. Gene Ontology annotation, biological process: diacylglycerol metabolic process; intracellular signal transduction; lipid phosphorylation. Bases 691 to 4146 code for a protein of 1151 amino acids. The record is from RefSeq and is a predicted model, not a curated record. Gene Ontology annotation, molecular function: ATP-dependent diacylglycerol kinase activity; protein binding. The transcript is spliced from 29 exons.
GGGAGCACUGCGGCGUCGGCUGGCGGGAGGAAGCAAGAGCUUGUGGCGACCGCGAAGCGCAGAGGAAGCAACACGUGCCGCGGCGGUGGCGGAUCCGGCGCAAUUGCCGCGGCGGGAGCGCUCGCUCCGCUUGAAGGCUCCGGGGAACUGCGCCUGGUGACGAGGGCGAAACGGGCGCGCGUGCUCCCCGUGGCGCUGCGGAGACGCAGAAGGGGACGCUGCCUCGGCUCGGGCUAACGGUUUUCCUUCCGCCGUUGCUACGCGGUAGGUCGCCCGCUACGAAGUCGAGGCCGCCACGGGAGAGCGGGGCCGGACGGCUGUGCCCCAGUAGAGCACGCAAGGGCCAGGGCCGGGCUGCUGACCUGGCCCCGCCCCCGCCCCGCCAACCACCUGUUUGCCGGAGGGGAUGAGCGGGAGCCGAGCCCCGGGCAGUCUCUUCAGGGAAAAGCAGCGGCGGCGGCUUCCUGGCCUCGCAGCCCCUGGGCGCGACAUUCAAGGAGGUGGAUGGAGAGGGGGUCCGGGGGGGGGCGAGGAGAGUGCGCGCGCCCCCGGGCUCGGGAGGGCGAGCUGAGUUUCUCUCCCUGUUUACGGCUGGAAGGUGCAAAAGAGGAAGCGGUUCCGGAGGGCCCCGUGGCUCACGCCCGCCCCUGCUUCUCCUUCAGAGGACCGCGGCGUCUACCCUAGCGGAGGAUGGCCGAGAAACUGGCCCCCCCGAGAGAACUGUUCCUGCGCAAGGGCCGCGAGUCGGUGGUCUCGCUGGAGAUGGACCGGCUGGCCCCGGGCGAGGAGUCCUCUGACAGCGAAGGCGAGCAGGAGGGCGGCUCCCACAGGCUCAUCCGCAAAGUCUCCACCUCGGGCCAGAUGAGGGCCAAGAAGAGUGUGAAGGAGGGGCUCCUGCUGAAGCAGACAAGCUCUUUCCAGAGGUGGAAGAGAAGGUUCUUCAAGCUGCGUGGCCGGACCCUCUACUAUGCCAAAGAUUCCAAGUCACUGAUCUUUGAUGAAGUGGACCUGUCAGAUGCCAGCGUGGCAGAAACCAGCACCAAGAACAUCAACAAUAGCUUUACGGUGAUCACCCCAUUCCGAAAACUCAUUCUUUGUGCAGAGAACCGGAAGGAAAUGGAGGACUGGAUCGGGGCCCUGAAGUCUGUCCAGAAAUGGGAAAUCAAUGAGGUGGCAUCCCAAUUCAACAUGGAGCACUUCUCCGGCAUGCACAACUGGUACGCCUGCUCUCACGCCCGACCCACCUUUUGCAACGUCUGCCGGGAGGCCCUGCCAGGCGUCACAUCUCACGGCCUCUCCUGUGAAGUGUGCAAGUUCAAGGCCCACAAACGCUGCGCAGUGAGAGCUACCAACAGCUGCAAGUGGACCACACUGGCCUCCAUUGGCAAUGACAUCAUUGAGGACGAAGACGGGGUGGCCAUGCCCCACCAGUGGCUGGAGGGGAACCUUCCGGUGGGUGCCCGCUGUGCUGUGUGCGACAAGACGUCUGGCAGUGUCCGGAGGCUGCAGGACUGGCGCUGUCUCUGGUGCAAGGCUGUUGUUCACAGCACUUGCAGAGACCAGCUGGGCAAGAAGUGCCCCCUGGGCCAGUACAAGGUCUCCAUCAUCCCCCCCACUGCCCUCAACAGUAUUGACUCCGAUGGAUUCUGGAAGGCCACCUGCCCCUCCAGCUGCUCCAGCCCCCUUCUGGCUUUUGUCAACUCCAAGAGUGGAGAUAACCAGGGGGUGAAAUUUCUGCGCAAGUUCAAGCAGUUCCUCAAUCCAGCCCAAGUGUUUGAUCUCAUGAACGGUGGGCCACACCUCGGGCUGCGGCUCUUUCAGAAGUUCUCCACUUUUCGGAUCUUGGUGUGUGGUGGAGACGGCAGUGUUGGCUGGGUCCUGUCGGAAAUUGACUCAUUGGGACUGCACAAGCAGUGCCAGCUUGGUGUCCUGCCCCUGGGCACCGGGAAUGACUUGGCCCGGGUGCUGGGCUGGGGAAGCCUCUGCGAUGAUGAUACACAGUUGCUGCAGGUUCUGGAAAAGUUGGAGCGCGCCACCACAAAAAUGUUGGACCGGUGGAGCGUCCUAACCUACGAGGCCCCUAAGCAGUCACCCCCAGUCCUCGAGGAAGACGAGAGCGAGAAUCCCACCAUCCAGGCUCAGAUUUCUCACUACGCUGACUCGGUGGCCCUCCACCUGGCGAAGAUCUUGGAGUCCGACAAACACUCAGUGGUGAUCUCCUCGGCAAAAUUCCUGUGCGGGACUGUGAAUGACUUUGUAGCUGAUGUGGGAAAAGCUUACGGUCAGGCAGCUGACAACAAGCAGGAAGCGGCCAUCAUGGCUGGCAAGUGUGCCACGCUGAGUGAGAAACUGGACUCGCUGGUCCGUGAACUGAACGAGGAGUCACAGGCCAUCAUGGUACCGGAAGGCAGCUCUGCAGCCCCUGAGGCCAAGGAGCAGAGCAUUGUCCAGCCCAGCCCUCGGCCUCCUCGCAUCUUCAAGUCCAAGGAGCAGCUCAUGCUAAGGGCCAACAGCCUCAAGAAGGCGCUGCGCCAGAUCAUCGACCAGGCGGAGAAAGCGGUGGACGAGCAGAACAAGCAGACCCAGACCUACCGGAGCCUCUCAGGGGCCAGUAAGAAGGACAGUGGUGAGGACUUCAAUAAGGAGAUGGAACCACCGAAGUCCCGCCGCGAUACGGUCAUCUCUACCACUUCCUCCCUCUUCCUGGAUCAACCUGAGCGUUUCACCCCUACCCCUUUCUCCGAGGAGCCCGAUGCUGUACAAUUUUCUGAAAAGUGCGUCAUGAAUAACUAUUUUGGCAUUGGCCUGGAUGCAAAGAUCUCGCUGGAAUUCAACAACAAGAGGGAUGAGCACCCAAAGAAGUGCAGCAGCCGCACCAAAAAUAUGAUGUGGUACGGGGUCCUGGGAACGAAGGAGCUGCUGCAGCGGACCUACAAGAACCUGGAGCAACGGGUCCAACUUGAGUGCGACGGGGUUCCCAUUUCCUUGCCCAGCCUGCAGGGCAUUGCCGUGCUUAACAUUCCCAGCUACGCAGGAGGCAUCAACUUCUGGGGCGGCACCAAGGAAGACAGUAAUUUUGGAGCUCCCUCCUUCGACGACAAGAAGCUUGAAGUGGUGGCUGUUUUUGGGAGCAUCCAGAUGGCGGUCUCUCGGGUCAUCAAUCUGCAGCACCACCGCAUUGCCCAGUGCCGGAUGGUGAAGAUCACAAUUCGGGGAGAUGAAGGGGUCCCAGUGCAAGUGGACGGAGAGGCCUGGAUUCAGCCUCCUGGCGUAAUCAAGAUCCAGCACAAGAACCGUGCCCAGAUGCUAACAAGAGACAGGGCCUUUGAGAGCACCCUGAAAUCGUGGGAAGACAAGCAAAAGGGGGAGGUCUACCGAGCCCCAUCCCGGCCACGGCUCAGCUCCCAGCAGUCAAUGGAGUACCUGAUGGAGGAGGAGGCAGCCCAGAUGCAGCAGCUGGUCCAAGCCACCGAAACACUCAUUAGCAGAAUCCGAGAGGCCGCCAAAUCCCGUAAAGGCAUGGAGCAGGAGUUGGCACAUGCCGUGAAUAGCAGCUCAUUGGCCCUGAGCGAGGUCUUGGCCUGCAAGAGCAGCAGUGGGGCUCCAGAGCUGGUUAGCCGGAGCACAGCUAUGGAGGUGUCUGUCAGUGUGAAGGCGUUGUAUGCUGAAACCCAGGCCUUCUUGGAAGGAAAAGAGCAGCUGGAUUCGCCCCAGCAAGAGGAUGUCCUCCACCAGGCCCUGGGCACCGUCCAUCAGGAGUUCCAGAGGUUCUCUGACCUCCACUGGAUGGCCCCCGUCUUGAGCUCAGUUGAGGAGGUAGUGGGCCAGGAUGCUCCUGGGAGCAGCAACAAGGGCAGCCUGAAGCUACGGAUCAAUCUUGCAAAGCCCAAGAAGGAGAAGGAGAAGCUCCAGAAGCAGAGAUCUGGCGGGGCCAUCCCAGUGGACAGUUGGGGUCCAGCGGAGGUGGCCGCCUGGCUGGAAGUGCUUGAUUUAGGGGAAUACAAAGAGCUUUUUAUGCGCCAUGACAUCCAGGGCUCUGAGCUGAUCCUGUUGGAGAGGAGAGACCUGAAGGAACUUGGGAUAUCAAAAGUGGGCCAUGUGAAGAGGAUCCUCCAGGGAAUUAAGGACCCUGCCGGGCAACAGUAGAGAAGGUCCUCCAAGGAAGAUGGUUAGGUGGCCAUCAUCCAUCUUCACUGUGUCCACCAGAGUUGCCAGGCCUCGCCAGCACCGGGCUGAGGUCUUCUUGUGAGGACCACUGGAGUUUACAUUUCCACAUUUGCCAAAGAUGGUGGCCUGGCUGUGCUCGCCCUUCCUGGCCUUCAUGUCUCCCAGCCCCUCCAUGUGGCAGCUACUGUGGUCACCUUCCUAAGCUUGAACUGUGCUUCUUUCCACGCAUGCCAUUGUUCCCCAGAAUCCAGGGGGAGGGCGGUCUUAAGCGAUUCUCUUCUAUCACGUCACACCCAGUGGAUGUGCCGCACUUGGUUUUGUGCCAGGGCCGGGGAGGCUGAAGUGCUAUCUGGGGUGCCUCCAACGCCCUCUUCUUGACAUGCCAGUUUCAGAGUUGGGCAAAGGAAGCCUUCUUAACUAGCAAUAGUCGCCCAAGCAAUUCUGCUUUUUCAGUUCGUCCACGGUAGCAACGGUGCCCUUGAGCAGGAGCAAAAGGCCUCUGCCCAACUGGUCCUUUCCCCCACACUUCUGGCAGUGGCCCCCUCUGGUGUCUGCCCUCCUUUUUUGGAUGGCCACAGAGCUCCUUGCAGUUGCUUUAAAUAAAACUUUUUCUCACUGAUCCCUGAAGCCUCCCUGGUGGCAUCCAUGCUGCAGUUCAGCAGAUGGAUAAUUCCAGAUCCAGUUUUCCUUCCUGGUCCAAAGUCACUAAACUUUCUAAAGCAUUCCUUGUGAGGCAGAUACUCAAAUGAGACACCCCUCACGUUACUGAUAGGGAACCCUGGGAAAGCAGGAAGCCCUUUGAAGGCUGCAGUCGGUGCUGCGCCUCCCACACGCACAGCAGACUGGGCCCCGUGAGGCCAGCUUAGUCUGCUCUUGCACCCCUCUCUCCAACUCUUGUUCUCCCUCUGCAUCUUUGGCACAUUGAUCUAGAGUGUUGGAAAGUGUUAAAAAUGUACAUACCUUGGAAAGAUAUUUAUUUAAAGAGUAAUAUAUACCAUAAUUUAUUUUUCACCUAUGUUGCGCAAAUGCACUUUGGAAUCUGUCUGUAGGGCCUGGAGCUUUCUGGAAGAGCCUCUCAGCCACUUUGGGCCACUCCAGUGUGGAGGGGCUUUUAACUAUGCUUGGCUGGGCUGCGUCAGAGAAGCCAUGCACCAGCUGAUUGCCCCAGGGCAGUGGAGACACCCCCCUGCAGUGUUUGACCAGCUCCUUAGACAGAGCUGCUGGGAGGGCUGCCUUGUCUCCACUGGAGGACCCCACUGGCACUUGGGCAUGUGGCUGGCUUGGCUGAGACAGCAGCCAACAUACCUUGGACCUCCCAGCCUGGUUUCCAGCUAAGUGUUGGCAGACCCACUGUUGGCCCUGGAGGGCAGUUGCAGGGAGAGAUUGCUUUUGCCGUGCCAAGUGAACCAGUGGGGCCAGGUUUUCCCCAUGUUAGGUAUGUUGGCACAGUUGGGCAGGGCCCCUCUGCUGGGAGCUGGUUGUGAUUGUGUCUCCAUAUGCAACAGCGAUUUGUACUGAAAGUGCAAGGAGUGAAGACGUUGGCAUACCCCUUUCUGCUGCAAAUGAACCAACCAACUUGGUUCUUGGUGCAAAGCAGCUGGUCUCUUCAGCUCACAGGCACGGAAAGGAGGAACGCCCGAGGAAAGCAG